This is a messenger RNA of Blepharisma stoltei, 267 nucleotides long. The record is from the annotation of a GenBank genome assembly. Lineage: Eukaryota; Ciliophora; Heterotrichea; Heterotrichida; Blepharismidae.
AUGCCUCACUUCCCUCAAGAAAUAGACUAUUCAGAAAAGUAUGAAGACGAUGUCUAUGAGUACCGUCAUGUGCAUUUACCGAAGAAUGUUUAUAAAAGAAUGCCUAGAAGCCGAUUAUUAACAGAAACAGAGUGGAGGACUUUGGGAGUCCAACAGAGUAGAGGAUGGGUCCAUUAUGCAAUACAUAAUCCAGAGCCUCAUAUUUUGCUAUUUCGAAGACCUUUAGGCACAGAUCCUUUGACAGGUUUAGGGCCCAUGAGACAAUAA